AUGAAGCUGUUUCUUAUUGUGACUUUGUCUGCUAUGGUCUGCUCGAUCAGUUGUGAUUAUGCCAGCGGUGGAGGAGGAGGAGGAGGAGGAGGAGGAGGAGGAGGAGGAGAAGCUGGAUAUUCUGGAGGAGCUGGGGUAGAAGCUCCACCACCUCCUCCACCUGCAGAUGCAGCUCCAGCUCCGGCUCCAGAACCAGCUCCAGCACCAGCACCAGAAGCCGUCCCAGCACCAGCAGCCGACGCCGGAGGAUAUGCCGCUGCAGCUGCUCCAGCCGGUGGUGGAUCUUAUCCAACCAAAAAGAGAAGAGUUGCUCGUGAUUAUGCUGAAGGAGGUGCUGCUCCAACUGCUCCAGCAGAACCAGUCCCAGCUCCAGCUCCAGAACCUGAAGCCGCUCCAGCACCAGCCCCAGUAGCAGAACCAGCUCUAGCCCCAUCACCUGACGCCGCUCCAGCAGCCGAUGGCGCAAGUUACUCCGCUGGCGCCGCUGCUCCAGCCGGUGGUGCAUCUUAUCCAGCCAAAAAGAGAAGAGUUGCUCGUGAUUAUGCUGAAGGAGGUGCCGCUCCAGCUGCUCCAGCAGAACCUGCUCCAGAACCAGCUCCAGCCCCAGCUCCAGCACCCGAAGCUGCACUAGCACCUGAAACCGCUCCAGCACCUGCCCCAGCACCAGCGUCAGACGCCGGUGGUUAUUCGUCUGGUGCUGCUGCCCCAGCCGGAGGUGGUGGAUCUUAUCCAGCCAAGAAAAUUAUGAGAUUCUCUCGUCUCGUUGUCUAA
This is a messenger RNA of Caenorhabditis elegans, 771 nucleotides long. RefSeq names its product Skin secretory protein xP2-like (gene F47B8.13). The transcript has a single exon. Bases 1 to 771 code for a protein of 256 amino acids. The record is from RefSeq and is marked reviewed. NCBI's taxonomy places the organism in Eukaryota, Metazoa, Nematoda, Chromadorea, Rhabditida, Rhabditidae.